Molecule: messenger RNA, 1119 nt
Organism: Aspergillus wentii DTO 134E9
Lineage: Eukaryota; Fungi; Ascomycota; Eurotiomycetes; Eurotiales; Aspergillaceae
Product: Stk19 family serine/threonine-protein kinase
Exons: 2
Coding region: 1-1119 (372 amino acids)
Biological process (GO): protein phosphorylation; positive regulation of Ras protein signal transduction
Molecular function (GO): protein serine/threonine kinase activity
Source: RefSeq, a predicted model, not a curated record
AUGCCCUUACGAAUUACGUCUGCCCCUGUUUCCGGUAUCAGGAAAAACAGAAAGUCUACCACCUUGAAAUCACAACCCUCACCCUUUGCCGGACAUGCUCGUCGAAAACCAACCCAAUCAUCCAAGUCGGAUAAAUUAAGCGCUGUAUACCAGGAGGAUGAUUCAGACCAAUUACCGGACAUCGGAGUCUCAAGAUACAUUUCUGAGACAGCUCCGGUGGGGAAUGUGACGCAGGCUCUUAAGUAUAUACAGAAGAGUAUGUUUGAGGAUGUUCCUACGCGAGCCGGUAUGAAUAGCACGCGCAUCGCCGAGGUACUCAACCUACGACGGUCGCUGCCCCCUUUGGUCUCAGUAGCUCAUGUGCAUACAUUGCUUGAUGCACCUACAAUGGUUGAAAGGGAGAUUGUAGACUUGGUAAAUACUGGUCGUGUCCGUCGUUUGAUCGUCCCAGGAAGAGGAAAUGAUGCAGCUGGGUUAGGGGAUUGUCUCGUUCUGGCGGAGGACUGGGAAGGACUUGUGCGAGGGAACAGAUUUCUCGAAGUCCUUGGUCAAAUCGGCACAUCCUCUGCUAUUCCUGGGGGAACGUUUUCCCCGGAAGAAUAUAUGGCACUUGUGCGCGCGGGCUUUUUGGUCUCAUCGUCAUCACUGGCCAAAGGCUCUUUGGGUGUUGCAUCGCUCCCCAGUCUUCCAUCUUCGUCAUCGGCUACAUCGGCCAGUCGGGGCGAUACUAAUGGCUGGUCGCAGGAUGACAUCCUCGUUAGUCGUUUCCAAUUCCACACUGCAACAUUGUUCCUCUCGCUUCCCAAUAUUGGACCAUAUCUCCGUCUCCUAGGCACUGGCCGAACACACUUGAUUUCCCUCCUCAAAAAGUCAAGCUCGACCGAGGUCCCUCUCUAUCUUCUCUGUGACCGGUGGGAUGGCGCGGUCGAAACAGACAAAAGCUUUAACAUGGCCAAAAGAGCAAGGGGUGAAUAUGCCGGUAUUCUGCCGGGCAGAACGAAAAAGUGGAAAGACCUAUAUGGAAUGAAUUUUCGCUGGGCCCUUGAAGAAGCUCUUGGGGCAGGUUUGGUUGAGAUUUUCGAUACCGGCAGCGUUGGCCCUGGGAUUCGCUGUCUUUGA